AUGAGCUUUAUAUAUGGGCGGUCAAAAGGAGUGUAAGUCUUUUCUUAAUUCUAAUUAUUUUUUGAAUAAUAAAUGUAGUCUCCCUACAAUUUCGUGCUUUUUUUGCUGACAUGAAUUUGUAUUAUAUAAUCCCCUAUUUGCAAUAAGAAUUUUCUCUACGGCUCUCGGUUUUCACCUAAAUAAUUAUUGUUGGGGUUUCUAACUGAAAAUGGUCCGAAUUUUUCGAAAACGACGAGUUGAGUAUAGUAAAGAACAAAAACGUGUCAGGUUAGUACAUUUUUCAAUCCUUUUUUUUCAAAUUCAUCUUCCCCCGUUUUUUUCUAUUUUUUCAAGAAAAAAUAAAGAAAUAUAUGAGCCAUUCAUUUCAGCUAGCCUAUUAUAUUGUUUUUAUGAGAAUCAAAAUUAAUGUUCCAAAAAAGUCUACGGCUAAAUAUUUUUGAAACAGAUAAAUCAACCAAUUUUAUGUGGAUAUGCACAUCGAAAAUCACGAAAAUAUUUUGAGGUGGUUGUAGAAACCGAGGUACUGUACUUGGUUACGAUAAUUAGAGAAUUUGAUUUAUGAGAAAAUAUGGAGAACCAAAAUGUUUUAUGUGUUUCUAGAAACAAAAUAUUCUACUUGCGGUUCGAAAUUUAAGAACCACCUGGAUUAAAAAAUUGGUGAAAUAUUACAUUUUUAAAAUCAUAAAAAAUUACAAAAAUUAUUGAAAAACCCAAAAAAUUAAUUAAAAAAAUCAUACCAAACGAUAAUUAUUUCAAGAAAAUGAGCAAAAAUUUUCCGCGGAUUGGAAUAAAAUACAACUUCACUUUUCAGAUUUUUUUGAAACUACUAAAAAACUUGAAUACAAAAAAAUUCGAAAAUAUAAAAGAAAAAAUCCAACGCGCAGUUGGCACAAUUAUUAGAGCUUUUAUGCUAACUUUUAUCAUGACAAGUAAAGCUGAAUCACAUGCCAUUGUAAAAUCAUCAAAAAUGAGGGAUGUGUCAUGUGAUUCAAGCAAUUAUCGAGUAGAAUAUUACUUAUUUUUGUGCAAUUGAAUCACAUGAAUUUUUGAAUUAAAAUCAUCCUAUAAUUAUCAAUUGCUACCAGAAAUGAGCUAUUUUGGGAUUUUUUUUUUGAAUUCACGUAAAUGAAAUUUUUCAAUUGUCAUUAUUUUUCACUGUUUUUUUUGAAAGGUGAUUUCUGCAUUUCAAGGAACCAUGACUGAUAGAAGUACACAAAAAUAUGUGUAUGUCAUAUAAACAAUUAGGAUAGACUGUUUUUGAUAACGUAAUUGUGGAUGUAGGCUAAAACCAGCUAAAUUCAACUUAUUAUCGAGAUGUGAACACUGUAAACCCCUCUCUUUUCUUAAAAUCAUCAAAUAAAUUUGCAGAGCAUCUGUGCUGGGCAUAAUAAUCGGUUUCAUUCUCUUCUCAAUCGCUCUCUAUCAUUGGCCUGUCAAAAAUGCCGACGAAGCUCCAUGGACACCCGAAACGCCGACCGAUCAUCUCCUAAUUCCCCGAAUAUUGUUGUCGAUCUUCCUUAUUUCAACCACAAUCUAUCUUGUCAGUUUGUAUGCGAAACACGAUUUAUUGCAUAUUAUUCGAGCUCAAUUGACAGCUCAAAGGCAUUCUUCUUCUCUACAAUAA
This is a messenger RNA of Caenorhabditis angaria, 1624 nucleotides long. Lineage: Eukaryota; Metazoa; Nematoda; Chromadorea; Rhabditida; Rhabditidae. The record is from the annotation of a GenBank genome assembly.